Messenger RNA from Theobroma cacao (cacao), 2032 nucleotides. RefSeq names its product zinc finger CCCH domain-containing protein 34-like. The record is from RefSeq and is a predicted model, not a curated record. NCBI's taxonomy places the organism in Eukaryota, Viridiplantae, Streptophyta, Magnoliopsida, Malvales, Malvaceae. Gene Ontology annotation, molecular function: mRNA binding; metal ion binding.
AUUGCUCGCUCGCGCUCUCUGAUUACGCUCUCUUUUCCAGUUUCCGCCAUGUAACCCAUUUUACCCAAACCUAAGCACUCCCCUUCUAACUCUUCUUUUUCUCUUUCAAUCUCUUUGAUAAAAAAAAAAAAAUUAUAAGGAGAGAGAGUUUUCCUUCGCACAUUCUCAUGCAAAGCAUAAAUAUAAUGGAGGAGGAAUUUCUGAAACGUAACACCGAUUGCGUAUAUUUCUUAGCCUCUCCUCUUACUUGCAAGAAGGGAAUUGAUUGUGAGUAUCGACAUAGUGAAAUUGCCAGGCUCAACCCUAGGGACUGCUGGUACUGGUUGGCUGGGAACUGUAUUAAUCCAACUUGUGGUUUUCGGCACCCUCCCUUGGAUGUGCACACUCAAGUGUCAUCUGAAUCUGCUGCAUUGCCAUACCAAUGUUCUGCACCAGCCUGCAAGACCAAUGUUCCUUGUUACUUUUACUUCAAUGGUUUCUGCAAUAAAGGCGACAGAUGCUCUUUUUUGCAUGGUCCUGAUGACAAUGCCAUUACCGGAAAUGCUUUGAAGACUGAUGCUCUUCCAAUGGACCAGAAGAAAUCCUUUGAAAAUGAUGCUGGAGCAGUUCCAACAGAAAGACAUCCCAAUCCAUCUAAAAUGGCCCCAAAGCCUAGCAAGGAGAUGGGUGCGCAGCUUAAAAAGGACCUCCAACAAUCAAACCCGAAAACCAUGCCUCAAAAGAGUGUCUCUCCAAAAAUGUCUGUAAUUGAAUUUGAAGAAUCUGUUUUUGUUGAGUCAGGCUCCUUGCUUCUAAAGGAUGGCAUUACUGAAAGCAGAUCUCCUAUUUGCACAGAUAAAAGUUCAGAAGAGCAAGUAGAUGACCAUGUUGACCCAGAGGAGCGGUGGGAGUCCUCCCCAGGUUUUGAUGUUCUUGUGGAUAACAAAUCAGAGGAUUUGGAUUAUGAGAAUGAUUCAGAGUAUCUACCGGUCCCUGAGGAGGAGCAGAUGGAGCACUUCUUGAGUUAUGAUUAUGAAGAUUCUGUUCAGCAUGAGGCUAGGUACCCCAAAGUAGAACUCCCGCAUGACCGAGAUGUAUAUGAUGCUUAUGAAGGUUCAGACAAUGAGUUUAUUUCUGAUAAUGCGAGGAACCCUCCUGCUUACCCCAUAGAUAGAAGGCUGGAUUCCAUAUUUAUCCACAAGAGAAGAAGACUCUCACCUGAACUGUCAGAUGAUGAACAGAUGGGUGAUGAUCUUAGAGACUAUUUGAGUAAACGCAGGGUAGUUGAGGGCAAUCCCCCUAAUUUCUUGUCAAGAAUGUCCGAGUAUUCUCAUCUGAUUGGUCGAAGUUCAGAAAGGCCUCAAAGGUAUAUAAUGGGUGGGAAACUAAGGGGAAGAUUAGCAUCAAAAGUGGGGAAGCACUCUUUUGAAUCAAUAGGAGACCAAGGUUAUUUUUCUAAUGGUACCAACAGGCGUGGCUGGCUCAAGCGCUUGGAGCCUAAAAACUCCACCAGGCGGUCUUAUAGGGAAAAAUGGCUGCCUAGACGAAAGUCUGUUUCAUCUGAAGUUUCUAGAAAUCUGAUUUCUAGAGAGAGGAAAUCCACACACGCAUCUACUGCUUUUACAGGUCCCAAGACCCUUGCCCAGAUUAAAGAAGAGAAGAAAAAAACUGAAGAAAAUGGAGGGAAAAUGAGGCAUUCUGGCAGAACUGCAUUAGCGGACUUCCUGGGUCCAAAGCCAUUGAGUGAAAUCCUCAAGGACAAAGGGGGGCUAGAUACUGUAAGGGAUGGAAAUUCUAGCAGCGGCUAGCGAAAAAAGAAAAACUUUUGGAGUUGAUAGAUAUUACGGUCCUUAGCCUUUUCUUUAUUUUUUUUGAAUUUACAAAAAACAAAUGAUACCUUUGUAGAAGACGAGGAUGACAAAUUUUGCUUUAGUUAGACCUCUUGGCAGAUUCUCUCUAGUCUUAAAUCUGCUGGUCCGAACUUUUUCUCUUACUACUGGCUUAGAAUGACGAGGGCUCUAAGGAAUCAACCUACUUUUGGAGUCUUUCAGUA